Molecule: messenger RNA, 1996 nt
Organism: Homalodisca vitripennis (glassy-winged sharpshooter)
Lineage: Eukaryota; Metazoa; Arthropoda; Insecta; Hemiptera; Cicadellidae
Product: putative exonuclease GOR
Exons: 2
Coding region: 787-1275 (162 amino acids)
Cellular component (GO): nucleus
Molecular function (GO): nucleic acid binding; exonuclease activity
Source: RefSeq, a predicted model, not a curated record
AUGUUCUAGUACGUUGAUUUCAAUUUAAUCCAUUUACCCUUUUUAUUUAACAAGAACACAGAACAGUAUUUUAUUUAAUUAAACUAUAGGAUUGCAAGUAAUCAAACUUGUUCGUUAUCAGAUAACACAAAAUGUAUUAAACAACCUCAGUCAAGUUUCAAGAUCAACAAUCAAGAUAAUAGUCAAAGCUUUAUCAAUUGUCAAUGUCAAAGUUCGGUUGUGCUGUGGUUGGGGAUGGAAUAGUCUCAGACAGGAAAAUACCAUAGUUAUCAAAUGCAGGUUAUAACUUCUUGUCAAAAAUAAAACUAGGAGAUUGUUAAUACUACUAUUUCCUUAUUGGGACACUGGAAAGAGUGUUAGUUUUCAAUAAAAUAUUAACUACUUGCAGUGUUUUUCACAACCAUAAGCUUUUUAAGACUUUGCAGUCUUGGACAAAAAUAAUGAUUUCACAGUAAAUAAAUUUAGCUGCAGCAAGAGUCUUCAUUUAGAUGAAAAUGUUUUAUACAUUUCUGUUGUUUACACUUUAGUUAGUUUUUUAGUAGAAGCCUCCAUUUAUCCAGAAAGGUUAGUAUUUUUCUAAAGAUGGCAUAUAUAAUGAGACAUUUGAUAUAAAACAAUUUUUUGUAAGAAAACAUUUAGUGCCAAUGAAAUUUUGUUGAAACAUUUGAAUAAAACUAUUCAAUUAACAUUAUAAUAACAAUUAACUAAAGUCGGCACUUGUUUCGGAAUGCUUCAUGCUAUUACAUAAUAAUUUAGACUACUAUCUAUAAUAUACAACAUGAGAUAAUGGUAUUCAUAUUCUGUUUAAAGGUGACUACACCAAACUGUACGACUGCUGUGGCCGUUAUGAUCGCUGCACCACUGCCAAAUAUCAUGUCCCUGUUGAGUAUGAGUAUUACAAAUCUGCAAGGGUUUGUGGAGACCCUACCACCACAGGGACCAGAGCCUGAGGAGGGGUGGGGCAUAUUUUCUUUAGAUUGUGAAAUGUACUACUCAUCUGAAGGCUUAGAGCUUGGCAAGGUUACAGUGGUCAAUGCUGAACACAGGGUUGUAUUUGACACGUGUGUCAGACCUGAGAGGCCCAUCGCGGACUGCAUUACAAGGGUAAGUGGACUAACUGAGGCCCUAAUGAAGAGCAGAGUUACUAUGGGACAGGUCCAGAAUACACUACUGGGACUGUUCAACAGUAACACUAUUCUUGUUGGGCAUAGUCUCGAAAAUGACCUGAAAGCCUUAAAGGUAGGUUGGGAAAUUUUGUUUUGUGGUUGUAAGUAAUAGUGGGCAUUAUUUAACGUAAUAGGGUAAACAACAGUGUUGCCGUGCAGCCACAGUGGUCACUACGAGACAGUCUCUGUAUUUUGGCAACAGGAUGACUUUGAAUCCAUUUGUUUCGGCCGCAAAACUUGAAACUCGUUAGCUGUUAUUAUAAUAAAUGACAAGAGUUGUGUGACCAUCAUUAUGUAAUUACCAAAAAUUUUUCUACAGCUCGACAAUAGAAGCUUGUUUGUAAGUUUUAUGUAGCAGCAGUGUAAUUUAUAUUUAGUUCACACAAUAAAUUGUUAAGUUUGACAACUUUUGUGUUCUAUGUUCUUGUGUGUUCUAUAGUUGUGUAAAGUUAUUAUUUGUGUAUUUGUUAUACCAUACAUAAAUAUUAAGUACUGCAUAACAAUUAUAAAACCGAAAUAAAUUUUAGUUUUAUUUCUUACUAAUUAACUAUUGUAGUAAACACAGCAAAACCAUAUUAUUAGUUUUAGCUGUAUAUUUAAUUCUCAACGAUAACUAUACUAUAUGAAUGAUUAAUCAGUCAUAUAAUAAAACCACAGUCAAGAGCUGUAUUACAUAUUUGCACUGCUUUAUUGGUCCAAUAGCAUUGUCUCUUAUGAAUUGUAAUUUGUUAAUAAUUAUUAUAAUCAUAAAAAAAUGUAAUUAAUAAUGUGAGAUUAAGUUUGUUCUUAAUUAUACCAAUAUAUAAUUGGUAUAUAUAUAUAUAUAUAUA